Notothenia coriiceps (black rockcod) is the source of this 2401-nucleotide messenger RNA. It is a transcript of the gene mynn, whose product is annotated as myoneurin. The record is from RefSeq and is a predicted model, not a curated record. Lineage: Eukaryota; Metazoa; Chordata; Actinopteri; Perciformes; Nototheniidae. Bases 239 to 2401 code for a protein of 720 amino acids. Gene Ontology annotation, cellular component: nucleus. The transcript has 11 exons. Gene Ontology annotation, biological process: regulation of transcription by RNA polymerase II. Gene Ontology annotation, molecular function: protein binding; DNA-binding transcription factor activity, RNA polymerase II-specific.
UUUUUUUCUUAUAGUUAUCUAACCCCACUCUCGAAAGUUGUCGGGCGUGGGGAUGUUCAUCUUGCCCCAGCCGAGUUUCUUUGUCGUUGGCGAAGUAUCGCGAGAAGUUCCGAAGUCACGGGGAUAAUGGCUGGAGAUCGCGGAUAUUAGAAGAGAAAGCUACAAUUGAAGUGUUAAAGAGGAGCUGAAGCAGUCACAUUACUGAGACUCUGUCACUGGAUUUUCACCAGCUGUAGGGAUGGCUAAUAUCUCCAGCCAUGGGAAGCUGCUGCUGCACCGCCUCCAUCAGCAGCGGGAGAUGGACUUCCUGUGUGACAUCACCAUCAUGGUGCGAGACGUAGAGUUCAGAGCCCACCGCAACAUCCUGGCUGCGUUCAGCAAGUAUUUCUCCUCGCAGGCUGAGAAGGGUCAAGAUAUCACGACCCUGGACCCCGAUAAGGUCAGCCGCUACGCCCUGGAGAAGCUCCUGGAGUUUAUCUACACUGGACAGAUGAACCUCAGCAGCACGAGACAGGCGGCGGUGCGUCGUGCGGCGGUGUUCCUGGGAAUUUCUGAAGCCACAAAGUACAUGGAGGAGACCCCGCACUGGUCCGAGCCCAGUGAAGCGUCUGAGCUGGAUAAAGACGCUGCUUUCUCUCUGCCCAGCCCCACCACUCCUGGGAGCCCCAGCUCUCCUGUCCCCCUGUCCAUCGUCUCCACGGCGGGGGAGUCUCAGGAAGAGGGGACGGCUGUCAAAGAGGCUGAGGAUGUAGAUAUGGAAGAGGGAGAAGCCGAAGCCGAUGAAGAGUACUCUCCUACUACGCAGAAGAGUGCUGGGAGAGGACAGGGAAGAAAGAGAGGCAGAAAGCCGAAGAGUUUUAGUGGCGAGCAGGUGGAGGCGAGCAGCUCUACUGACGGGACCCCCAAAGCCUACAGGGGGAGAGGGAGAGGCCGAGGCAGAGGGAGGGGGAGAGGGAGAGGUGGAUUUAAAAGUGAGAUUCUGCCUUUGGAGGAUUCUGACGGUAGUGUGAAAGAUUUUGGGGACAACUCUGAAGACUGGAGCCCCUCGCUGGAUGAUGAUACUACAGCAAAGAAGCCUCGACUGAGCGUGGGAGAGGGGAGGAGAGGGAGAGGACGGGGGAGAGGUAGGGGUAGAGGUAGGGGUCGAGGCAGGAGGAAGGUCGUGAAGGAGGAGAUAGAGGACAUGGAGGAUGAAGCAGAGGAGAGCGGCACAGGUGAGACAGAUGAGUUUGACCUGGGGCUGGACAUGUCCCUGGAGGAGGGGGAGGUGGGGGUGCAGGAAGCGGCAGAAAUGAACGAGCUGACUCUGGCGUGCCCCGAGUGCGAUAAACUGUUCAAAGACGUGAGCAGCCUGCGCCGACACGAGAAGAUCCACAAAGGCCUGAAGCCCUUCGUCUGCAUCUUCUGCUCCAAAACCUUCAGACAGGCCACGCAGCUGAAGACCCACCUGCGCAUUCACACAGGCGAGAAGCCGUUUAAUUGCCCGGACUGCGACAAGUGUUUUGCUCAGAAGUGUCAGCUGGUGGCUCACCGCAGGAUGCACCACGGAGAAGAGAAGCCGUACACCUGCGAGCGAUGCGGCUUCAAGUUCGCCACCUCGUCCAACUACAAGAUACACAUCAGAUUGCACAGCGGGGAGAAACCGUACGUGUGUGACAUCUGCGGUCAGGCGUUCGCUCAGUCCAGCACGCUGACCUAUCAUAAGCGCCGACACACUGGAGAGAAACCGUACCAGUGCGAUCUGUGCGGCAUGUCCUUCUCUGUGUCUUCUUCUCUCAUCGCUCACGCACGAAAACACACGGGUGAGACUCCGUACAAAUGUUCCCAUCCCCAAUGUGAAUCAAGUUUUGUGACGUCUUCCGAACUGAAGAAACACAUAAGGCGACUUCAUCCAGACGGAAACACGGGUGUGCAGUGUCUGCUGUGUGGAAACCGGUUUGCCAGUGUGAAGAAUAUGAUCAAACAUCAGGAGAAAGCUCACGCUGACGAAGUGCGGCAACACAAGGAGAGAGCCAGAGCAGUGGUCCUCCUGGCUUCCAGUCACCCUGUGGCGUUCGUCCAGAGUAAACUCUCUCAGGAGCACAAAAUGAUGGCGUCCAUCGCUGAAGGCGGGGAGCCAGCAACCCCCGCACCGUCAGCAGCCACUGGCGCCGCUGGCGACGACGAAGACGCCACCGACGCCCUCCUGCAGGACUUCAAGGCGGAGCCAUCCGACCCCGACAUCACUGCCGCCGACCAGGUGACCUUUGAACCCGACACGGAGCAGACCAUCAACUCGGAAACCCUGCACGCUCUGGUGGAGCAGCUGCGGCCCCAGCCCUCCCCCCCCGCCCAGAGCCUGGAGCAGAUAGUCAUCAUCAGGACGGUGGACAAUGCCGAGCACAACCCCCCGCAGCAGUGA